UUUACUUGUUACUCUGCUGUAGCUUAAUUUCAAAGAUAUUUAAAGCAAAAUCAUAUGAACAUCUAUGUGGAAAAUCAGAAGGUUAAUUAUAACUCAGGAGGGAGACUGACCACAUGUAAAUAGCGAACACAGUAUAGGGACCUUGUAUAAGAGGUCAGUUCCUAUUUUUGUCUGUUUUCUGCUACACAGUCAACCGGUUCAACCUGAUAUGACAUGCAGAUUAUUUUGCAUUAUAUUGCUGAAGUUGUGACACUUGUUGGCACACAGCAGCACAUGGGCACAGUCUGAGAGAAAGAGCAAGCCUCACUCAGCUUUCUUCCUGCUUCAUACAGAGACAAGUCUAAACGCUGCUCAGCCUGAAAUCUCACACUCACUCGCCUUUGGGGGAUUUAACCACCAUUCCAAGGGGCAUUAUGUUAAGGAAGUGGAACAUGAUCUCAGGAUUUACCCUGUGACUUAAAGGAAGGAGCGAGAUUUUGAUCAGAAACAACAGCCUGAUGGAAGGAGAGGGAGGCUCUAAAGGAAAUUCCAAUAGUGCUGACAUGUCUCAAUUACUUCCCCUUCUGGCAGAAACACAUAAGUCUGUAGCAGAAGGAGAGAGGGCCAGUGUGGUUGAGAGUCUGGAGGAGAAACACACAGAGAUAAUGGGACUGUUGACAGGGGAUGAGGGAAAGGAGGGCUCACAGGUCGUCAAUUCAAGGCCAGAGAGCACUGCUGUCUGUUUAAGAGAUUCUGAGUUGUCCUCUAAAACUAAGCUUUGUGGAUACCUCCACAAGCAGGCUGGGCCCCUGAAAACCUGGAAAUGUCGUUGGUUUACCUACGAGGAGAAGAAGUGUCAGCUGUUUUAUUAUCGCACUGCACAGGACUUGAACCCUCUUGGCAAAGUGGAGCUGCGCAAUGCCACGUUUAGCUACCCACUGCAAGGAGAGGAGGGGACCUUCCACAUUCAGACACCUGAGCGCACUUUCAUACUUAAGGCAGCAAACAGAGAUGCUAAGAUGUACUGGCUCCAGCAGCUGCAGCUGAGACGUUGGCAGCACAGAGAGCAGCUUUGUGCAGAUUCCCCACUGCCAAUGCCAGAGAAGCCCACACAGGAUGGCCAGCAGUAUUUAGACACCUGCCCUGAAAACUUCCUGCCCAUGGUGAAGAUCCCGUCCGGUCUGGUUGGAGUGGAAGCAGCCAAUGUUCCUGUACAAACAAACCCACUCAACGUGUCCAUUAAACACCCACUCAUUGAGAUACAAAACUCAGUACAGAGCUUUCUCCUUCGCCGGCCAUCUACGGAAAUGGGCCGUAGUGUAUUUUGGGUAGAACCACCAGCCACCCUGGCUGAUACCCCAGGAAUUAAUCCCUCCUCCAGUACAACUACCCCUGAAAUCUCCCAUGCCCAGACAUCACCUCCGAGCUCAGGUCUGCCUCCUGAAGUGGAGUGUGAGAAGCCUUGUGAAAAACUCCUGACCCACGGUUCAUCUCUAACGCUACCCAAUGGGAAACUUAAGAAAACAAACUCUGCCACCUUUCCAUUCGACCGCAAAGAGGCAAACACCGUUGACCUUCUGUCACGCCUUAAACAGGAGAAUCUCACACUGGCCGUGGAGGUCCAAGCCCAGAAGGAAUUGGUGUGGCUGCUGCACAAAGCCCUGGAGGCAGCUCAGCUGGAGAAGCGUGCGUGUGCUCAGUACCUUGCAGCUGAGAGUGAGCAGGAGCGUCUGGAGCUGGUGCGUCACAGCGAGCGCUGCACCACAGACCUGCGUGAGCGUCUGGAGCAGCUGCGGCGUGAGAACGAGGGACUGAGGAGAAGCCUGGAGGAGAGGGAUGCACAUGUGAAAGAGAUACAGGACAACGUGAAGAUGCUCAUGGAGAAGAACCAGGCCAAGCAGGAGGUCAUUGUCAAACUAUCUGAGCAAAUGUCUGCAUGCAUUGCUGACCCAGGACACACCAUCUCUUCUGACCGUAUCAGCUCAGAGAGCCUCAGGCAGCUUGUACAGGAGAUGGACAACCUCAAGGAUGACAUGGAAGCUUACAAAACCCAGAACAAGUUCCUGAACUCAGAGAUCUACCAGCUGACCAAACUGUGGCAGAACAGCUCAGAGCAGGAGAAAUCGCUAAUGGUGAAGUGUGCCUAUCUGGAAGCCAGCAACUGUCAGAUGGAGAGCAGGUACCUGGGAGUCCUAAGAAAACUCCAGGAGAAUAAGGAACUGAAUGCCGAGCAAAGUGCUGUUAUCAGGAAGUUAAUAGAAGAGGCACUACGGGCCGAUCAGAAAGAUGUCAUCAGAUUCGACACUAUCAGGGAAUACGAUGAGUACGGCUUUAAGAUCAUCCCCGACUAUGAAGUGGAGGACAUGAAACUGCUGGCUAAAAUCCAAGCCCUGGAGAUCCGCUCUCACAAUCUGCUCCAGCAGGAAACUGGUGACCGGUCACUUCUGGCCCGCUGGACUCAGUUUCUGGGAGGUCGUUCUCCUGAUGUUCUCUCCUCGAGUGAGGAGCUGAAGACUCUGGUGCGAGCAGGAAUCCCGCGUCAGUACAGGUCGUAUGUGUGGCGCUGGAUGGUGCGGGUCAGGACCCACACACUGCGCCAGGGCCACCCUGACCUUUUCCAGCAGCUGUGCGAGAAGAGCCGAGCCACUCCACACUCGGCAGCCAGGCAGAUCCAGCUGGACCUGCACCGCACACUCACCACCAACCAGAGCUUCUCAUCACCCUCCAGUCCAAUGCUGCAGAAGCUCCAGAGAGUCUUGCUGGCGUUCUCCUGGCAGAACCCAGCUGUCGGCUACUGUCAGGGACUCAACAGACUGGCCGCUAUUGCCCUGCUGGUGCUGCAGAGUGAGGAGGAGGCUUUCUGGUGUCUAGUGGCCAUAGUGCAGUUCAUCAUGCCUAAGGACUACUACACCAAAACUCUUCUGGGCUCUCAGGCAGACCAGCGUGUGUUUAAGGACUUUAUGGCAGAGAAGUUGCCACGGUUGGUGGCUCAUUUAGAUGAAUACAAUGUGGACGUGUCCCUCGUCACUUUUAACUGGUUCCUGGUGGUGUUUGUGGAGAGUUUGCCCAGUGACAUCCUGCUUAAAGUCUGGGAUGCCUUCCUCUAUGAAGGCACUAAGGUGAUAUUUCGAUACGCACUUGCUAUUUUCAAAUACAAAGAGGAGGACAUUUUAAAGAUCCAUGACAACGUGGAAAUCUAUCAGUACCUCCGUUUCUUUACCAAAACAGUCACAGAUGGCAGGAAGUUGACUAGCAUCGCCUUCUUGGAUUUGAACCCGUUCCGGAUGAAGCAUGUGAGGAACCGGCAUGCUGUGCACCUGCAGCGGCUUAAAGCUGAGCUCCGUGAACUGGAGAAACUGCAGAAAGAGUAUAGCUCGGAGAACAGCCAGCGCAAAGACAGCAUACUGGACCUGGACCUCAUCCCCAGUGAGGAUGAUGAUGAUGCGUAGACAUUUAAACACUUAGAUGUACAAAUAAAAUACAGUGUACUUGUACAAAAGCACUUGCACAAAAGACAAAAAUAUAUGUAUGUAUAUUUAUAGCACGCAAAUACAAUAAUGAGGACUGCUGGGAUUCUCUCUGAUGGACAUUAAUGGAUUUUUCAUCAGUACUGUAUAUGCCAGACUACUAGAUUUGAGGACAAAUGCAUGUUUGAAAAGAAAACAGAAGGGGUUUACCAGUAGAGGGUGUUUGACUCUGUUGGAUUAGAGACGGUGAGUCAGCGAACGUGCGUAAUCUGCUUUCACAAACAAAACAAAAUUCCUCAUGUCUUGAAUGGACAGAUUUGACUCAUUUAAUAACAAAAGUGUUCUUUCAUUAAAAUAUGAGAAACACUAAACAUUCCUGCACUGAACACAAUAUAACGGGUUACAGCACUUUAUUUUCACUACCGUUUGUUGUACAGAAUUUCUCAAUCAUCAAACGUGUCUGUAUAACGUAUUGUGUAACAUAUAACAUGUUCCUUAUUAGUUUCCACCUUUUAAGCUCUAUGUACAAGAACAGUCAAAAGUUUGGACACACAAGGAUUGAAUAUAUAUUUUUCAUUGUCUUAAAGACAUUUUGAUAAAGACUUAUGGUUGAAAUGUGUUUAUAGGGCAAAUGUAAAUAGUGAAGUUUAUACAGACGUACACAUUUAUUUCUGAAUAGAGUUCUUAACUGAAAAAUAAAUUGUUUCCUAAAACAAGUAGUUUUCAUGUGGAACUUAGGAGAAGCAGCGAGGAGCUCGAUCUAUUUGGUAAGUUGAAGAACAAAACCUCCGGGGUGAAGCUCUCUUAUGAAGCUGGUUAAGAAGAGUGUGCAAAGGAUUACUGUUAAAAAUGUCAAAUCUUACACUAAAAUUACACUGAACACUUUUGUUGGACACUGCUUAAUUACAUAUAUAAUCUUUUAUAAUAUUAAUGUCCUUAUUAUUUGAAAACAGUAGAAAAUAGUAAAAAUUAAGAAAACCCUUCUACAAAGGUGAGUUAAAUGAAAACCUUAAUUUAAUAUAUACAUAUAUAUAUAUAUAUAUACAC
Molecule: messenger RNA, 4493 nt
Organism: Ictalurus furcatus (blue catfish)
Lineage: Eukaryota; Metazoa; Chordata; Actinopteri; Siluriformes; Ictaluridae
Gene: tbc1d2
Product: TBC1 domain family, member 2
Exons: 14
Coding region: 498-3428 (976 amino acids)
Source: RefSeq, a predicted model, not a curated record